Messenger RNA from Penicillium digitatum Pd1, 117 nucleotides. The record is from RefSeq and is a predicted model, not a curated record. Lineage: Eukaryota; Fungi; Ascomycota; Eurotiomycetes; Eurotiales; Aspergillaceae.
AUGAUAUUUGGUAACACAGAGGCAACUUCUGGUUCAUCCGAGGAUCUCGAAGUGCGCACCUAUCCUUCGAUGAAAGCUUUGUUCUUGCUAAGGCAUGCUCAUGAGGAAGGGAUGUAG